This is a messenger RNA of Mollisia scopiformis, 438 nucleotides long. RefSeq lists its product as uncharacterized. Lineage: Eukaryota; Fungi; Ascomycota; Leotiomycetes; Helotiales; Mollisiaceae. The transcript has 3 exons. The record is from RefSeq and is a predicted model, not a curated record. The coding region runs from base 1 to 438 and encodes 145 amino acids.
AUGACACCUGAACUUGCAGUGGCUGUCGUUGAAGCACUUUAUCUGCUUCAGGCUUUUGUAGCAGCACUUGAUGCUUUCCAAAUCACACAAUUCUUCUACUUCACCGGAUAUAGAGAUGCCCAUAAAAUUGCCAUCUGGACCGUUGCUCCACUUCUUGGGUUCUUCCUCUUGUUCAUCGUCCUUACUCAAAUCCGUUGCAUUGGACGCAGCCAUAAGUUGAACCUCGACUUCGAAUGGAUCAAAGCUGGGAUCGUGACAGCGUUGUGGAUUUGGAUGGUGGUUGAGAGUGGAGUCAGCAAAUGGGGCAGCGAUGCCCAUAUGACUGUGGCUUGUAUCUUGUCCAUCGUGUUCAUUGCACUUGCCUUUUAUUCGACAUUGAUCAUGGCCAUGAGCAAGCACAGAGGACACAGAGAUGGACGCGUGGUAUUGCCAGAAUAG